UUCAAUUUCUAGAGUGCAACAUCUCUUUCUUUCUCUUUCUACUUCUUCAUGGCAGAGUCACCAACCUUCAAAGUCCAUGAAGUCUGCUCCAUUUCGCCGCCACAAGAAACCCCACCAACAACUCUUCCCUUCACCCUCUUCGACGUCCUAUGGCUUCGGUUCCCCCCAGUGGAGCGUCUCUUCUUCUAUUCCUUCCCAAACCCAACAACAACAUCAUUUUUCGACACCACCGUUCUCCCAAAUCUCAAACACUCCCUCUCCCUCACUCUCCACCACUUCCCUCCUCUCGCCGGCACCAUCACAUGGCCCAAUCACUCACCCCUCCCUCUCAUAACCUACACUCCCGGCAACACCAUCCCCUUCACAAUCGCCCAAUCCAACGCAGAUUUCAACACCCUCUCUUCAAACCUCUCUCAAGUCAACCACCACCUCCAAAACCUAAUACCCCACUUAACCAUUUCCCAUGAAGAAGCUUCCGUGUUAGCACUUCAACUCACCCUCUUCCCCAACCAAGGCUUUUCGAUUGGAAUCACAACCCACCACGCUGCACUUGAUGGAAAGUCUUCGACUUUGUUCAUCAAAUCGUGGGCGCAUUUUUGUUCUCAGCUUAAUACCUCCCCAGAAGAACCGUUAUCACUACCAAAGCAUCUAAUACCCUCGUUUGAUAGAUCUGUUAUAAGAGACACUUUGGGGAUCGGUGAGAUUUACGCGAACUCAUGGAUGAACUUCGGUGGAGCCACCAAUGACCGAAGCUUGAAUGUGUGGGAUUCCCUCGGUGGAAGUCAAACCGAUUUGGUUAAAGGGUUGUUCGAGUUGACACCGUUGGAUAUCAAGAAGCUGAAGAAAUUAGCGGAGUCUAAGGUUGUUGUCGGAGACAACAAGAAGAAGAUUAGGGUGACAUCGUUCACGGUCACGUGCGCUUACUUGUUGUCAUGCGCGGUGAAAGCGGAGCAACCCAACUGCGAAAGAGUGCCUUUUAUUUUCAGCGUGGACUGUAGGGCGCGUUUGGAUCCACCAAUUCCGGGAACGUACUUUGGGAACAGCGUCGUGUCUUUGUUGGUGAUAGCAAAGCGAGAAGAGCUAUUGGGGGAAGAAGCGUUUUUUAAAAGCGUUUUAGGGAUAAGCGAAGAGUUGAACAGGAUAGAGGGUGACGUGUUGAACGGUGCGGACAGGUGGAUGCCGAAGAUUCAAUCGGUGAUGUCGGAGAGGCCGAGGUUGUUCUCUGUUGCGGGGUCUCCGAGGUUUGAGGUUUACGAUGUUGACUUUGGGUGGGGAAGGCCUAAGAAAGUGGAUGUUACUUCCGUUGAUAAAACGGGUGCGUUUUCACUUUCGGAGACUAGGGAUCACAGUGGAGGCAUUCAAAUUGGGUUGGCGUUGACCAAGAGUCAAAUGGAGGCGUUUUCUACGGUUUUUGCUCAAGGGCUUGAGUCCUUGGAAUAAAUAUGAUGAUGAUGAUGAUGAUGGAGGCUUUCAAACUUGGUUGGUGGGGUUUCGAAGAAUCUAUUGUAAGAGGAGAAGAGGAUAUUCUUGAAUCUCGAUGUUUGCGGAAAAAAAGAACUACUAAGAUGAGGUUAUAGCCUUCAUUAAAUAAGUUUCAAUAAUUUUAUGGGUUAGUAUAUGAAUAUUUAUAUAUAUCAUGAGAUGAGAUACAUGAGUUCACUACAAAAAAAAAACAAGAGUUGAUUUACGUUUUUGUUUCAAGUUUUUUUGUUGAGCUGGAUUGAAUGUCUGGCUAAGUCUAAGUAAGUUUACUCCAAUAAUAAAUCUUGAGAUACUUGAGUAAGUUUACUUCAAUGAAUGAGGAUAUAUCAAUUCUCCACA
Glycine soja is the source of this 1821-nucleotide messenger RNA. RefSeq names its product phenolic glucoside malonyltransferase 1-like. Lineage: Eukaryota; Viridiplantae; Streptophyta; Magnoliopsida; Fabales; Fabaceae. The record is from RefSeq and is a predicted model, not a curated record. The transcript has 2 exons. The coding region runs from base 49 to 1440 and encodes 463 amino acids.